UGCAAUUGGCAUUUUACUUGUUUUUGGAUGAGCAAAAACUGUGUCACAUUUUGCGUUUUAACGGCUUCUAAGUCUUAGAAACGAUUUAGUAUUUUAUUUAGAUACUCAUUUUAAAAUAUAACAUAUUUUGAUUAACAUUGGCUGCAUGAGUGUAGUGUAAAUCCCAUAACAUACUUUUGUUAUGAUAAAGGUUUAUCCUUGAGUAUUUUUUGGAACGUAGAAAACAUGGAACCCCCUCGACAAUCAGAAUCAGAAACUGUGGAAUACUGGAAGAAACAAGCUAAACACUAUGAGCAAAAGGCAAUUGAUAUGCAACAAGAGUUGGAUGAGUACACAGAAAAUUCAGCACAGUUGGAGAAGGAACUUGAAGCUUCGCUUUUACAAGUUGAGAAACAAAACAGAGAUCUAGAACAUCAAAAUCAGCGGCUAAAAAAUGAAAUAGAAUCACUUAAGAAUAAGUUAGAAAGAAGUCAACAUGAAACUAAUGCAUUGGAAAAUGAAGUGCAAUCACUCAAAAUAGAACAGGACAAAAAAGCUGAAUAUAUCAGAGAGUUGGAGCAAAAAAAUGAUGAUUUGGAAAGAGGGCAAAGGGUCAUCUCAGAGUCAGUGUCUUGCAUAGAGGCAUUGUUAAAUCAAGCAUAUGAAAGAAAUGCAGUUUUAGAAAGUGAAGUUGAUGAAAUAGAAACACUUAAAGUGAGAUUACAACGAGCUACCGAUGAAGCUAGAGAUCUGAAGCAGGAACUGAAAGUAGUAGAAAAACUCCCAGUGCACAGAAAGGAAGAUGAUAGUACAAAUGAAAAUGCAAUGGUCAAUGGACACAAUACCUCCUCCCGAGCAGUUGAAACAGAAACUCAAACAGUUUUGCCUUCACCACAAAAACGAGAAAUCAAUGGUAAUGCUAUGACACCAUCGGCUCGAGUAUCGGCUAUCAAUAUUGUGGGCGAUUUGCUCCGAAAAGUUGGGCUUGAAAGGUUUCUUUGCCGUGAAUGUGGUAAGAUCAAAUGCUCGUGUGACGCUCAACCUCCAGACUUGUGUGAAGCCGCCAAGUCGACCGAGAUCUCCCAUGCCUGUGAUAACACCGAUAACAGCAUAGACGCUUCCAUAGAAUAUAGAAACCCUAAAGUGUUCAUAAGACAAUCUUCUGGGCCUGAUCCGAUAACACAAAAACAUCAGUUAAAGCACAAAUCUUCCGAGGAAGGAUUCUCUAGGCCCGGCGUGGGAGAGAAUGGGAAAUUGAGACGAUCUUUUGCUGUGAGAUCUAGGGAGGGGCUUGAAAAUCUUUUGAGCUUCGGUUCUAUUCGGAAUGGACAGCCGCGAGCCAAGCCAAAGCAGACUUUAGCACGAUAACAUAUACCUGUAGUAGUGAAUUGUCUAGUGGCUCAUACAUAAAAAUACCUGUUUGAACCCGGAAGUGCCACCUAAGCUUCAGAGAGAAUUAAAUAGACGGAAAGAUUGUUUGUACAUAUAAUUCUCAUUAUAUUUUCCUAAUUAAAUCGCUCAAAGCUAAGGUGGUCUACUUUAGAGUAGCACAAAAUACAUAGUAAUAUUGUGUUUAGUAUUUGUUAUGCUUUAAUUCUGUUGUUGUGUUUAGUAGGAUUGAAACCGUAAUCUUGAAAACUUGUUGACCAUAUAGAAUUUAAUCACGCAUUCCUGAGGCCAUAGCGAGAAAAAGGUGUUACAGGGUCGUCACUGCCAUUAUUAUCAUGGCACGUAAUGGGAUUUAUAUGAUUUUUGCUAUUAUUAAAAAAGCGAUCCUAUAAAUUGAACUAGCCAAAAGCCUAAUUUUAUAUAAAAAGAAAUUAUAGUUAUAACAUUCACGAUUGAUAUACCUAAUUCUGUAUGUGACAUUAAAUGAUAAACUAAAAUUUUUAUUAUUUUACCGUGGUGAGGUCGGGAUAAAUAAUUAAAAUCUAAUGAAUAUACCUUACUUAGAUUACGGUGUAGUCUACUUAAUUGCAGUGUACAUAAAAUGAUGUAUAAUAUUGUACUAUUUUGUACUGUACCAUUGUUGAAUUGAUAUUUUUAGAUGCAUGUUUUACACGUAAUUUUUUUAUACUAUGUAUUGAGUUAUAUUUCCCCAGUAAUAUGUUUGUGUGCUGUGCGUAAUUAGUCACGGUGGAGGCUUUAACCGCACAUCGUUUCCCAUCACCUACUAAUAUUAGUAUCAUUCAUAUAUUGUACUUUUCUUCAUUGUAGGCUUUGGAAUCAAAGUUAGCAUCGUGUCGCGGUACCGUUAGACCUAAAGAGCAUUCACCAAAUUCAAGCUCAGAUGUGAAUAAGGACUACAGGUGUGUACUCAAGAACUAAUGCGCUGUUUGUCAUCGGCAACUCCUCGCCACUGCACUGCAAAACUUAGUUGCAGCACAUAGUGUGAUAUUGGUACACAAGUAAAACAUGUAGAUUGGAUGUAUAUUUUCGUAAAAUUGUCGGAGUUAAGCACUUGAGCAAAGUAAUAUCAAAGAAGCUUUAAAUCUGCUUCAUAUUUAAAUAUAAACUAACUUGUGUACUAAAAUUGACAUCACUUUUCCUAUAAUUUGCUAAAAACUGUGAUGAUAAAUGAAGAUAUUUUAAGGGUUGGUAAAUAUAAUACUAAUAUUCUAGUUUUGGCCUACCCACCGGCGACAAAACACGUUAUUGCGGCACACAAAGGCUUAUAGAUCUGUAGACGCCUUUGCAUUAUAAGUUUCAGGGCUUUGCGACCACAGUGUCUAGUAAAAUGGUCCACCAUUUAAGUACUCCUAAAUAAGUGUGCCGUCCGUAUAAGAUCUGAACGAUAUAAAUAAAAGUCUAAUUUAAUUAACCUUAAAGUAAUAAAAUCGUUAAUUCUAUCAGAUAUGUGUAUUCUUUAUGAAUGAACUAUAACCAUUGGCGCCCGCAUCGAUGUGGUUGGCUGCCCGCGCGCGUGUAAGCUAUCUCUAGCUGAAAUUGGUGGACUAAAUAUUUUGGAGUGAUACUUUAUGUAAAUAAUUAGAAUUCAUAUGAAAUUGUUAAAAUUAAAUACUUUUAUAAUAUGAAAUUAAUUUCGUGAUAUACAAACAAAUUUUUUAUCAGUAGAAUCUUAUACUCACCGGACUGAUUUUUAUAUCUUAGUUGUUUUCGUUAAUGAAUACAAUAAAAUGAAAACGAAUAGAUGCAGAUAAUAACAAAAAUAGGUAGAACAAGAAGACAGAAAAUGUUGGUUACAUUUUCUUGCAGUUCAUAUCCUUUUCAGUGUUUGUUUUUAACAACAUUUGGUAUCAUUUAUUUUAUGUAAAGAAUUGGAGUACCGUGGGCCUCGCUAAGGCACUGGUCCCACCGCGAGCUAGCAAACUAUGAGCUAUCGGCUAUAAAAACGAACAAAAGAUAAUCACUCCCGCGUAAAUAAAAGAGACACGGCGAUGUUUAUAGUUAC
Messenger RNA from Leguminivora glycinivorella, 3391 nucleotides. RefSeq names its product nuclear distribution protein nudE-like 1 (gene nudE). Lineage: Eukaryota; Metazoa; Arthropoda; Insecta; Lepidoptera; Tortricidae. The coding region runs from base 226 to 1347 and encodes 373 amino acids. Gene Ontology annotation, cellular component: kinetochore; centrosome; kinesin complex. Gene Ontology annotation, biological process: mitotic centrosome separation; chromosome segregation; microtubule nucleation. The record is from RefSeq and is a predicted model, not a curated record. Gene Ontology annotation, molecular function: microtubule binding. The transcript has 7 exons.